Molecule: messenger RNA, 213 nt
Organism: Cercopithifilaria johnstoni
Lineage: Eukaryota; Metazoa; Nematoda; Chromadorea; Rhabditida; Onchocercidae
Source: the annotation of a GenBank genome assembly
AUGGGAUUAGCCAGCCCAAUAUCACCCGGUCCAUCUACUCAAUCAGUGGGGUCAGUAGGUACAACGCGCACUCCGCAGCACGUCAUGCCAUUAUGGCAAAACUCGAAUCAUCACACCCCACGUUACGAACUACGAAGGAUCGUUGAGCUUCGGGCGAGCAAACAGAGUUCACCACAUAGUUGUUUCUUGCAUGCAGCUAUGAGCAAGAUAUAG